This is a messenger RNA of Cucurbitaria berberidis CBS 394.84, 1440 nucleotides long. Its product is annotated as cysteine proteinase. The transcript has 6 exons. NCBI's taxonomy places the organism in Eukaryota, Fungi, Ascomycota, Dothideomycetes, Pleosporales, Cucurbitariaceae. The record is from RefSeq and is a predicted model, not a curated record. Bases 262 to 1074 code for a protein of 270 amino acids. Gene Ontology annotation, biological process: proteolysis. Gene Ontology annotation, molecular function: cysteine-type peptidase activity; deNEDDylase activity.
GACUUCGAGACACCAAACUCUCCCACGCUUCCACCAAUCAGGCAAGGCGUCUACGUCAUCCCCGGUGGCUUGCCCCUCGGCAGUAGGUCAAGCGCGUCGGCGAUCGUGGACAAGGCAGACAUUUGACAAUCCCACUUGCAAGGUAUCCUGAACCCUUGAUUAACGUUUCUGCCUUCCACAGCCUCGCAAAGAACACCUCGCAAAACCACGGCCACCAGGAACCGUUCACAACAGCUCAAAAAUAGCAGAACCUGCAGCGGCAUGCCCGGCUCGUUCUCGCGGCUAGUGCAUGGGGCGAGGAGACAUCUAGGCGACCCAAGUCCCGAUGAGGCUUACCUUUCUUAUCAUGAUGUGAGGGUAAUGAGAGCAGACAUUGACAGCAUCAAGAAUGACUGGCUCACAGACAAUGCGAUCGCAUUCUGGCAAGAGUACCUCGAACGCGAAGAACUCAAUGCCUUCCCCAAAGCCUCUAUAAUCCUCCUCCGGCCCAGCAUGUCCUUCAUGCUCAUGCAAACCGCCGACCCUCUCUCCCUCAAAGAAGUUCUACCCAACUUCAGCACAACAACACACGUCUUCCUUCCCAUAAAUGACGCCACCGAUGUGACUCAGGCCGAAGGCGGAUCACACUGGUCUCUACUCCUCGUCUCCAUCAUCGACGGUGUCUCCUUUCACUACGACUCCAUGAGCGAUAGCAACGACCGGGAAGCGCGGAGCACGACGAUGAAACUAGAACAACUACUUGGGAAGAGACUGAGGUUCAUACCCAUGCAUGAUUCCCCACAACAGGAGAAUGGGAGUGAUUGCGGCGUGUUUGUGUGUGUGCUGAUGAGGCAUUUGCUGCUCAAGAGGCUGCUAAGGGCAGACGCGAGUAAGAAGAUUAGCAUGAGCAUGAAGGAUUCGCAUAUCAAUGCAAAGGAUGGACGGAAAACGAUGCUCAAGGUUAUAGAGGAACGGAAGAAGGAGGGUAUACGAAGACGAUCACGUAGUCAUUCGCCAUUUCGGCCAAACUCCGCACAGUCAAGAAGCCCACCACGCAUUGGCGAUGAGCAAGAGCAAGAAAGUGGAAAAGUAUAGUGACGGAGCCUUGACCAUGGCGAUAUGCGAUUUAGUCUCACGCCUCCUGAUAUUUCCAACGGCCUAAACUCAGGCCUUGCACUUAUUGCUGCCCUGCCCCUGUUCUGUAUUCUCCAAGCUUCGGUCUAGAGAUGUUCACGUCGAAUAUUGUCGAAAACUUUAGCAUAUAAUUACCAGCAGGAGCAGUGACGUGUCAGUCCUGUAUUCGGGAAGGACGGCCAUGUUCACAAGUGAACGAUGAACACGGGUUAUUAGAUGGAUAAUGAGUUAUGCACUUCAUGUCGAUAUGAAUUUUGCCCUGAACGAAUUGAGGCAUUAGCACGGAGUACCAGGACGGUAAUCAACUAUAUCAAUAGAAUGCGAGUA